Messenger RNA from Halichondria panicea, 5407 nucleotides. RefSeq names its product nuclear pore complex protein Nup153-like. The coding region runs from base 123 to 5201 and encodes 1692 amino acids. NCBI's taxonomy places the organism in Eukaryota, Metazoa, Porifera, Demospongiae, Suberitida, Halichondriidae. Gene Ontology annotation, biological process: RNA export from nucleus; protein import into nucleus. The transcript is spliced from 12 exons. Gene Ontology annotation, cellular component: nuclear pore. Gene Ontology annotation, molecular function: structural constituent of nuclear pore. The record is from RefSeq and is a predicted model, not a curated record.
AUUUUAGAGUAGCCAUGUGUAGCCAGUGACUUGAAUCGUAAUCGAGUACUUUUUAUAGUGUGGACUCACUUCUCCCCUAAUUGUCAUACUAAGAAGCUGUUCUAUGCCGAGAGGCUCUGAGAAUGUCUAGAUCAGAGUUCAAAGCCAAAAGCACACGGCAAAGAUCGAGAUCUACCAAACCUUACGAGAGAAACAACAGUGCUAAUAACCUAGUGGACAAAGUGAAGAGCUGGCUAACCCCGUCCUCCUGGUUGAGCUAUCUGAGUCCGUCAAAAGACGAUGGAUCAUCAAGACAAAGAGAUGACACCUCGCUACCUCCACCCAUUCACACACACCCACUUGCAUCUGACCGCCCCCUUUCUAGCAAUGCAGCCACUGAAGACGGCCCUGGCCCAUCCGAUAGGCCAACGGGUCUACAAAGAAGUACACCCCUCCCACCUUCUAAUCCGUUUAACCGAGAGAAAGUGAACAAAUCAAGAAACAAUACCGCUAACUUUAGGGCAGCUUUAUCGUUAUUCGAGGAAGCUUUGACUGAGAAUAGUGAAAGCAAUAAUUUGUGUGACAGCAGCAACGAGAGCUUUGUUGAAGAGGACACAGAACCUGAGAUUAUAGACACCUCUCGAGAUAUGUGUGAUACGAGCAUGCAGAUGGGAGGCCUGUCUACUGAGGGGGCGUUAAUAUCAGGAGGUUUGUCUACUGAGGGGGCGUUAAUAUCGGGAGGCUUGUCUACUGAGGGGGCGUUAAUAUCGAGUGUAGAUAGAGAUCAUAACCCUGCUCCUCAAGUGGAAGGAAAUGAAACACAAGAGCAUAUAAAUGUGCCGUUGGUAUCCCAUCCUGCUUUCUCGAACAAAGUUAAUUCCUCGUAUCGACAGACGGUCAAAAUGUCUUCGAGGGCUACCACGGGGUUAAGUGCAGAGCUGACUCGGCGAUUGUAUUCCUCAACGGCUGUUACCACGUCAACCCCCCAGUUGAGUCCAGUGCGUGAGAGACAGGAAGAGGAUAUGAAUGUAGAGAUGAAUGGAGAGAGAGCGACCAGUCCCUUCCAGCCAGUGUUGCCUGGUCUCCAGUCCUCCACCUUCUCAGUCAGCGGGCUGGCCACACCUGCAAGGGCGUUCACUAACGAGUCUAUCAGUCGCAGUCCGUUCCGAUCGCCAUUCUAUUCUGGCAGGACCUCAUUUGGUGGGGCAGCUUCUCACCAGAAGCUGAGAGUCAAGAGACCACGCACUGAGUCAAGCCCACCAGUGUUCGCCCCACUACGUGUAUCAGUGCGGGCCACACCCACUAUGGGCAACGCUGGUCAGUCGGUGGUGAGUGCUACGGCUAAGAGAAUAAUGGACACCCUCAAUUCUCUCACUUCCCCUCUCUCUGACGCCAGGAGGAUUCCAAUGAGAGGGUUACCGCCGGAGAUGCAGCAGGCCAAGCGUCGUCGUGUAUCUGAGUGUACCUCGUCCCUCCUCUCCCCCCCACCUGUAGCCCCCCUGCAGAGCACCAGGUCACACCCCACACAAACACAGCUGGUCCCCUCUCUAACAAGAUCAAUGGGGAACACGUCAACGGACCACACUGACAGUACCCCCACACACUCACACCACACAACAACCACACACUCCAAGUUCGCUCCUAAAGUCCUCAAUUCACACCCUCUCAUCUCUUCGUCGUCUCCGACCUCCUCUGCCCUCGCUGGCCUCAAGUUCUCUGCCCCUCCCCCCCUCCAGUCACCACCAACCCACGGCUCGGAAAGUGGGACGAGUCCCAAGAUGAAGUCCUUUCAUUCUGGUGGUGGCAAGAUGUCUCGUCGCUCUCGAGGGGCCCGUACUCGUCGUACCAGUGGUGGGGAUGAUUCAGAGGAGGAGUAUCAUAACCCAGUGGCCCCACCCCCUAGAGUGGGACUCAAUCUCGGACAGGGCGGUGCUCUCCCUGCAUUUGCCUUCCACUCACAACUGCUCCCCAACAAAGCCGUUGGUGACCAGAGCUCUGCUCCUCCCAAACUACUCACUACUUCAAAACCAAUGGAUCAACAGCUUCAUUCUUUCACUCACAAUUUCUCUUUCUCCAAGCCCACUCCGAUAAGUCCUGGCUCACCCCGUUCGAUUAACACACCACCCAAGGUGUCAUUUGGAUUUAAUACCCCCAAGCCACACCUCUCAACGGGCACACCUGGCAUCACUCCUAACGUGGCCUUUUCUGUAUCACUCGCUACUACCAAGACUCCCCUCGCCCUCACACAAAAGCCGCCUUCGAAAACACCCCCUCCCCAAAUGAAAAACAUGAGUGUCGUAGAAGCUCUUAGGAAACCCGAAUACAGUCAGUUUCUCUCAUCAAACAAAAGUACGUCCUCCGCAACUAGUGGAUCGAAAUCUCAAGAUGUCGUCGUCGAUUUGACUGCCUCGGACGACGAAAGUGCUGGAAAAGAGAAGCCAAAAUCUCAACCUCUCUCUCGUUUUGCCCCGUCCAUUGGCUCGUGGGAAUGUGAACAAUGUCUGAUCAGUAACAAAGCCAGUGUUAGCAAGUGUGUGGCGUGUACAGCAAGCAAGCCUGGUGGGGGUAAAGCAAUGACCAGCGGGCUUCAAAUAGGAUCCAAUCCCGGGUUCAAACUUGGCGGUUCAGGAUUUAAACUACCACCAGCUACUUCGAAAAAUCCGUUCCCUCUCCUAAAACCUGCAGCUGGCUCCUGGGAGUGCAGUGGAUGCCUACUCAGCAAUAAAGCUUCUGACGGUAAAUGUGUUGCCUGUGAAGCUGCCAAUCCGAACACUAAGAGCAAAGCCUCAAAGUCGUCCAAUGAAAAAGCCAAAUCAUUUCCUGGGCUAACGACCUCAUCCUCUACUGGUGGUUGGACUUGUGACACGUGCCUGGUUUCGAACAAACAACAAGAUGUCAAGUGUGUAGCCUGCUCUUCGUCAAAGCCUGGGGCACAGUUGGACAGCAAGGACACGGCCUCAGUCUCUGGACUGUCUGUAUCGAGCACUGGAGGAUUAAAACUUGGGACAGGACUCUCGCUAGGAGGUUCCACCCUAGGCCUAAAGUCUGGAACCAGUACAUCAUUAGGAGAAAUGCCUAGCGUCUCUGGAGGCUUCAAGUUGGGUUCCAGUGUUUUGCUUGGUAGUGGAGGCAUUGGUUCGAGUACUGGCUUUUCUCUCGAAAAUAUGUCUGGCGGCAUAAAACCUGGGGCUGGACUAUCACUGACGGGAGGAACUCAAUUAGCAUCACCUGCUAAAGAUACGUGGUCAUGUGAUACGUGUUUACUUGUGAACAAGGCCGAAGCUGACAGCUGUAUCGCUUGUUCUGCCUCGAAACCAGGAAAGAGCCAGGCCAAAUCUACCGUUACUGGAGGACUAAAAUUAGGAGGAGGUGGUCUAAACCUCUCAAGGAAACCCCAAGAUUCGUCUGGAGACUCGAAAUGGACAUGUGAUACGUGUUUGAUUCAGAAUAAAAACAGUGAUAGUGCGUGUGUUGCAUGUACUACUCCAAAACCUGGUAGUCAGAAAGAAACUAAGAAAGAUGAGCACAAAAGUGGAGGGUUUCAGUUUGGCCCGACAGGUGGCUUCAAGUUAGGUGGUGGGCUCACUUUAGGCUCUGUAUCAACUGCUACGUCCUCUAACACUUCUUCACAUGGCACCUGUCUGCUACCAGCUGCAACAUCAACUGGAAAUGUACCAACAACCCAACAGACUUUGCUACUUGGAACACCUUCGACUACAACCUCAGAUACUGGUUUUAAACUACCUAGUAACGUAUCUCUCGACAACAAGCCCUCGACUGACAGCCCGCUGUCCGGUUUAACAUUUGGAGCUCUUAAUCCUUCGACUGGGAUAAAACUUGGAGGUGGUGGACUGCAAACGAGCAACUCUCUCACUCUGGGAGGGCCCAUUCUAUCAACUGCAAGCGCCUCACUAACUCAGUCUGCUACAAACAAUUGUCUCGGAAGUUCGAAUGCUUCUACUGGCAAUAGUCCUCUGGCCAGCAUCAAACUGGGCUCUUUCACGUCCACUGCUCCGGUAACGUCAGCCACGACCACCUCUCUGUUGACUGGCAUUACACUGGGAGGAACAUUUACAUCGACGGCAAAGAGUCCUCUGCUCUCUGGAAUCAAACUGGGUGGAGGUUUCAACACCGGCACUGGAUCAUUGACAGGUGGCAGUCCUUUUAAAUUGGGACAGUCCCUCACAACAAGUACCUCAAGCAAUCCACUGACUGGCAUUAAACUGGGAGGGAUGCUCACAACAACAACUACAACAGCAGCUGCUUCUAAUAGCCCUCUUGCCGGAAUCAAAUUAGGAGGAGGAGGUGGUCUCGUAGCCCCGCCUACCACUGUUUCUGGGCUGCUAACACAAUCUCAAGGACUGCCUAAAAUGAACUUUGCACUCGGUAAUACUUCAACAAACUCUGUGGGACUGUUAAGUUUCACUGGAUCAUCGCCUCAGGCACCAGCGUUUCAAUUCAGUGGAACGAAGACGCCGGCCAGUUCCAUGUUUGGGACAAGCACUCCAACUUCUAAGUUGAAUACAGGACUCAAUUUUGCGUCAGGUUUUGGUGGUCAACAGAGCCAAGCGUUGUCGGUGGCAACACCAGCUGGGAACUCAGGUCAAGCUGAGAUGCAAAGCCCUGACGAAAUGACUAUGGAACCUGAUCAGACACAACGUACAAACUUUGUUUUUGGAUCGGCCAAACCACCAUCGCAGCAGCAAUCUGUGGGAGCUAACAUGUUCAGUGGCCAGUCCCAAAACACAUCAGGUUUUUCAUUUACUGCCUCCAACACCACAGCCAAUACAUUCGGAACCAGCCUCCCGAAACCAUCAUUCAACUUCGGCACCUCUAGCACUAGUUUGACGUUCACGGGUAGUGCCCCCCAACCACCCACGCAACUACCCUCCUCAGGGCUUAUGUUCACGGGUAGUGCCCCCCAACCACCCACACAACUACCCUCCUCAGGGCUUAUGUUCACGGGUAGUGCCCCCCAACCACCCACACAACUAUCUUCCUCAGGACUUAUGUUCACGGCCACCCAGCAAACCACGGCGGCACCGUUGCAAACUAACACUGGCUACAAUUUCAGCACCACUCCCGGAAUGAACAUGAACAUGAACUUUGGCUCGAUGCAACAGGCGGCCCCCCCUCAGGCCCAAGCGAACAUGUUUGCAGCUAGUCCUAAUCUACCUACCCCUGGUCGUGUAAUCAAGAAAGCAAGACGUCGAAAAACAUAACUUGGCUACCUCUCUCUCUAGAUGUUAUUUGUACUUUUUACCUAUUAUGUUAUUAUUUGGGGCGCAUCUGUAUGCAUGCAUGUACCUUCAUUAAUUAAUUCGAUUUUCUUUUAUUUGGUGAUUAAUUUGAGCAAUAAUAUAUUCAUUUUGUAUCAUAAUAUCAGCCUGCUUUUGCACUGAACUCGAUAAAACAUUAAUUCACUUGG